AUGAAUGGUCGUCAGAAAUCUGAUGGGUGGACGGAGGUCCGGCAAAAAAAACCACCAACUCAGGCACCUCACGCUGAUGCCGGUUGCGUCAGGACAAAUUACUACGUCUCUGGAUUUCCCGGUGACACCAAAAAGGAGGAGUUAAGAAAGGCAUUCGCCAAGUUUGGCAACGUUGUCGACGUGUAUAUGGGUGGAAAGACUGAUCGUUACAAACGGAACUUUGCAUUUGUAAGAUUCACUGGUGUGAAAGAUGUGAAAGCCCUAGAAGAUGAGCUUCAAAUCAUAAAGCUCAAAGGUGUCCUUUUGCUGGUUAAUAUUGAGAAACAUAAAAGAAAAUUGUCGCAACACCAUGCCAUCCCUUCUCGUCAACAAAACGUUACCCCACGUUAUGUUCCCAUACAUCAAAGUUAUCGAAAUGGAGAUAGUAGAUCAUUUGCUCAAGUUGCAGCUGGUGUUAGUAACUCUCACAACAAACCACCUUCUCCUCCGAUGAUACUCAAUUCCAACACCUGUAUACGUGAAUGGUUAAAAAAGAAUGUCCUAAUCGGCGAGGUUCACCAGUUUGAGAACCUUCACUGUCUUUUUACCUUCACUGAGAAAGGUGUUAUAACCAAAUAUCUUGGUGGACUUAGAGUCGCCCUACACUUUGAUCAAACGUCUAAUGCCUCAAAAUUCUUGGAGGAUGAACCUGCUUGGAAGGAAUGGUUUCAAUGGCUGACCCACGGUGAUAAGUUAGACAUCAAAUAUGAACGUAUUGCAUGGAUGAAGAUACUUGGUCUUCCAUUGAAGUUGUGGGAUGAAUCCAACUUCUCCACUAUUGUUAGAACAUUUGGCAAAAUUGUGCGUUCAUGUGAUUGUAUCGCUGAUCGGAGAGAUUACUCAAUUGACAAGGUUGGUGUCCUUACCUCCAACACCAAAUGGAUCAAUGAAGAAAUCUCUGUUUUUGCAGAGGGGAAGCUCUUCACUGUUGGCGUGGUUGAAUACACUAACGAUUGGUCCGCCUUCAAAACCCCCCCACUCGAUCAUAUGGAGUAUGAAUCGGAGGAUGAAGUCACCGACAAUGAUGAUGAAGAUGGUAUCUCUGAUACAUGUAUGAAUUUUAAUGAUAAUGAUCUGGAAGAAGGAGAGAUUCAUCCCAACAAUGAACAUUCAUGUGUUGGCGGCGAUGAUUCAGGUGAAUCUCCGGUUGCUGAAACAUCGAUGGACUCUCCGUCGAACACUCCGUCGAUCACCUUGGAAGCCACGAGAUCAUUAGUGGCUACCCCUCUCAUGCCCCAUACCGAGGCAUCGUUUGGUAUUCCCAAUGCUUCGGAGCCAACAGUUGCAUCGUUAAUUCCAGAUCCGGAUGUUGUUGACCCAUCUAAAUACCCGGUAUGCUCUAACCCGACCCCAAUUAUUAAUUCUAAUUUAGCCCACACUCCGAUCCAAUCAAUUUCCACAUUUGGGCCUCUAGAUAAUGCAAUUCCAUUACACAAUGUAGUCUCUUCUGGAUCCAAGACUCCAAUUGAAGCCGAACCCAAACAUAAAAAACGUAAAAGACUUCGUUCUGCUACUCGAUCCCCCCACGCAUCUUCCAUCCCCCCUCCAUCUAUGUGCCCUCACUCCUCUUCGACGAUCUCUGUCUCUAUUCCUCCUGCAUUUGAUCUUAAUCAAAAUCCUCCAACCAACUCGACCUCCUCAGAUACUCCAGAUAUUGAUGUGGAUGAUGUUGGCUGCUUGCAUUUGGAACUGCUUCAAACUGUGGAAAUUGGUAAGAAACUGGGUUUUCAAAUUAAGGAUAAUAAUAAGAUCCUGGCUCAAGUUAUUGGUGAAAUUGGUGAUAUUGACUGUGAUAAAUGA
This is a messenger RNA of Lactuca virosa, 1839 nucleotides long. Lineage: Eukaryota; Viridiplantae; Streptophyta; Magnoliopsida; Asterales; Asteraceae. The record is from the annotation of a GenBank genome assembly.